CUCUCGCCCCCCUCUCUACCUUCGCGUGCCCCAAACCCUCGUUUCGCCCGUGACCUUCUGCAUCCCUUCACCGGUAUACAGUUGAGAUCAGAGAAAACUUGGAAGGCAACGUACGGAUCGCGGUGUGGAGAGGCCUAAAAUUCUCUUCUUUCACCUCUUUCCCUUCCCUUCUGUUACUUCCGAAAGGUCCAAAGCCGCCCGUCGUCCCCAUUUCGUUUGAUCCGCCGUUUCUGGCUCCUCCGUCCUCAUUGAUUCUUCAAUUCCAGCGUUCGCCAAUCCAGAUGGAGAGAGUUCCUUUCAGUUUGGUAAUUAUCUCAGUGGUGGGCCUUUUGUCAUGUUUGCAAUCAGCUGUUGGGAUUAGGUUUGUGAUAGACAGAGAAGAGUGCUUCUCCCAUGACGUUCCUUAUGAAGGAGAUACUGUUCAUGUUUCGUUUGUUGUGAUUAAGUCUGAGACUCCGUGGCAUUACGGCAACGAGGGCGUGGAUCUCGUGGUGAAAGAUCCAUCUGGCAAUCAAAUUCAUGAUUUUCGUGAUAAGAUAAGCGAUAAAUUUGAAUUUGCAGUUCGGAAGAAAGGCCUUCAUCGCUUUUGCUUCACCAACAAAUCUCCAUAUCAUGAAACAAUAGAUUUUGAUGUUCAUGUUGCCCACUUCACUUACUUUGAAGAACAUGCAAAGGAUGAACAUUUGUCUCCUCUCCUUGAACAAAUCAACAAGUUAGAAGACGCUCUUUACAACAUUCAAUUUGAGCAGCAUUGGCUGGAGGCUCAGACCGAACGUCAAGCAAUUGCAAAUGAAGGGAUGAGCAGAAGGGCGAUACACAAGGCACUUUUUGAAUCUGCAGCACUGAUUGGAGCCAGCGUGCUACAAGUAUAUCUCCUCCGCCGCCUUUUCGAGCGAAAGCUUGGAACCUCUAGGGUUUAGGCAACUCAGGAGCCUGCAACUUUAUCACAUUUUUCUUCCCUCUUCCUGACUUCAUUCAUAACAAAUGAGCUUAUUAUACAGGGAUUCUUCAUUCAACACUGACUUGUCUUUUUGGCUUGUUUCAGUGCUUCCCUGAUCUAAUAAUCAUGUAUUUAUGAAAUUUCUCAGUUUGUUAGAUAUUUGUCACCCAUAAUUUGUAUUGGCUUGCUUAGUGACUUAGAAUCUGUUUGUGGCAGUAACAGCUUUA
This is a messenger RNA of Phalaenopsis equestris, 1167 nucleotides long. RefSeq names its product transmembrane emp24 domain-containing protein p24beta2. The record is from RefSeq and is a predicted model, not a curated record. Bases 282 to 920 code for a protein of 212 amino acids. Lineage: Eukaryota; Viridiplantae; Streptophyta; Magnoliopsida; Asparagales; Orchidaceae. The transcript is spliced from 6 exons. Gene Ontology annotation, cellular component: COPII-coated ER to Golgi transport vesicle; endoplasmic reticulum-Golgi intermediate compartment; Golgi apparatus. Gene Ontology annotation, biological process: endoplasmic reticulum to Golgi vesicle-mediated transport; Golgi organization; intracellular protein transport.